Indicator indicator is the source of this 1995-nucleotide messenger RNA. RefSeq names its product family with sequence similarity 169 member A (gene FAM169A). The coding region runs from base 1 to 1995 and encodes 664 amino acids. The record is from RefSeq and is a predicted model, not a curated record. Lineage: Eukaryota; Metazoa; Chordata; Aves; Piciformes; Indicatoridae. The transcript is spliced from 12 exons.
AUGUCAUUUCCUGUGGAUAUAUUGAACAACUGCACUCAUGAAGAUGUGGAGAUCUCAGGAUGGAGCUGUGUGGCUGAACUUGAGCGUGGGAAUCCAGACAAUCCUGAAUUCUUCCCUCUGCCAAACCAAACCCAAGUUCCUAUUAGAUUGUCAUCUGUGAGCUUUGUUCCACUUUAUGGUGAAGAUGAGACAUACAAAGUUCUUGCUUUGUUUACACCACAGGAUCCCUUCACAGCUGCAGCUCUAUAUCUUGCUGGCCAGUGGUGGUCAAUUGAUGAAAUUGUGAGAACAUCUGUCCUGACUAGGCAGGGGAUUUGUCAGGUAAACUCUGUUGGAGAGAGGAUUGUUCUCUAUGUUCUCAAUCGGAUUAUCUACCGGACACAAGAAAUGGAACAACAUGAGGUUCCAUUCCUCUGUCAUGCUAGCAAUGCCUACGCUAAGAUUUUGUGGGAAGGAGGAGAAGCUGUUGGGUUCUAUUCUGUUAAACCUAAAGGAAGUCCUUAUUAUGCUUGUCUUGAUCAGAAAUACUGUAUGACAGUGCUAGACACAAUCUUUAUAAGAAAACAACAUCGUGACAAAGACUCUGGACUGCUCAUGUUGAAAGACUUUGUGGAUUCAUUUAAUGAAAAUAGUCUUGGCCUACAAUACCCACUGUCGGCCUUCAUGCACACAGUUUGUAAGCAAUAUUUUGAGAAGUACCCUGCGGAUUGUAACCUUUUGUGGGAAGUAGAAGGAGUAGGACGUUGGUUCCAGAGGAAAUCUAUUAUCUCUCUAUUGCAAAAUGAAGAGACUUCACAUGACAAAAACGUGAGUGGACAAGCAGUGGAUCAUUCUCAGUGGUCUGCAGCGGUAGCUGGAACAAGUGGACAGAAUGCUGAGCUAGAAGCAAUGCAAAAUACUGGCUCUCAAAAAGCUAAAGAAUCGGUAGAUAUCCACACAAGCACUUAUCAAGACCCUAACAUAAGUCCAGUUUCCUCUUGGUCACGAAGCAGUUAUUUAAAACAUGCCAGGAUCGGAAAAUAUAGCCAGGAAUCUCAAAGUGAGACUUCCCAAGGAGAUGACGAAAAUACUCUCCGCGUGUCAAAAAGCAGGCUGGAAUUUCUUGCUCAAGCAUCUAGAAACUUAGAAGCCAUAGUAGAAAUAUCUAAGGAGAGCACUGUUGAGAACGAUGAGAAAACGACUGAGAGCCAGCCUGUGUCAGAAGCGGAGCUACCUGUAUCAUCCUCUGAGAAAGGGAGUGAGGAGGAAACUCCAUCAGAACCUUUUAAUGGUGAGGUAACAGAAGAAACUAGUAAGACCUUACUUGCAGAUGAAGUGGAAACAGCAAAUGAAGCUCUAAGUGGUGAAUCAAAAUUGCAACCUGAGAAUCAAGAAGAACCCUUAAUGCUGUUUGUCCCAUUAAUCCUUGAAUCUCAGGCAAAACCAUCAGAAGACACUGUAUCAGAGAAGGUUUUAAAGGCAAAUGAUUCAGAAGUGCUGACUGAAGAAGGUAAGUUAGUGGAGAAGGAGGGCACUGAAGAACACCAAGAAUCCAGAAAGACCGCUACUGAAAAUGCAGCUGCUUCAGGGUCGAAGGAAGAGCUCUCUGACAAUGGCCUGCCCAACUCUAUGGUAACUGAAGCAGCAGAAGAAUCUGCUUCUGAAAACGUAUCACCCAAAACGGCUUCAUCAUUAGAAGAUCAGAAUGAGGAAGCAGGUUACAACUCACAGGAGGCCCCUGGUGCCUUAAGUCAGAGCUCUUUGAUAAUGGUUGAAGUCGAGGGUGUUUCUUUUCAGCAGCCUUCUGGACAGGAAGGACAGAAGAACCAGUUGGAAGAGCACUCAGAGGAGUCUGCAGAGCAGGUGGAUCAGUACAUGCAGACAGUAGCAGAGAGGGCUGCUGACAGCAGCUCUGAGGAAGCGGAAAUUGAGGUACCCAUUGUAGAUCGGAGAAACUUGCGAAGAAAGGCCAAAGGCUACAAAGGUCCACCUAAGAAAAAAGGAAAGCCAUCUUAA